Molecule: messenger RNA, 1442 nt
Organism: Nerophis lumbriciformis (worm pipefish)
Lineage: Eukaryota; Metazoa; Chordata; Actinopteri; Syngnathiformes; Syngnathidae
Gene: hdac8
Product: histone deacetylase 8
Biological process (GO): heterochromatin formation
Molecular function (GO): histone deacetylase activity
Source: RefSeq, a predicted model, not a curated record
CAGUUGUAGUUUCCGGGGGAGUGUUUACGGUGAAACACUAAAUGGGAACACUGGUUUGCCUACCGCCAAUGAAAACUAUAGAAGACAUUCUGCUUGAGUUUUAGUGUGUUUUUAUAUUAUACUUAUUUUAUGCUUGUAUUCAUAUUAUUGUGCGGUGUGCUUGUUUUUUCUACGUCGUAUCAGUCCUAAAUGAGUUUGAAAGGAGACAGCGUUAACCACAGCUACAGCAAACGGAAUGUUGCGUAUGUUUUUAGCCAGGAAUACAUUGAAACUUGCGAUUCGUUAUCCAAAGUGCCAAACCGGGCGAGUAUGGUCCACUCACUGAUAGAAGCCUAUGGACUCCUCAAACAUAUGAGCAUUGUAAAACCUCAAGUGGCUUCUAUAGAGGACAUGGCCAUGUUCCACACAGACUCCUACCUGGAGCAUCUUCACAAGAUCAGCCAGGAUGGAGACAAUGAUGACCCACAGUCAGUUGACUAUGGCCUGGGUUACGACUGUCCAGUGGUGGAGGGUAUAUUUGAGUAUGCCGCAGCAGUAGGGGGCGCUACGCUCACAGCCGCCCAGUGCCUGCUGGACCAGACGAGCGACGUGGCCAUCAACUGGGCGGGGGGGUGGCACCACGCCAAGAAGGACGAGGCGUCGGGCUUCUGCUACGUGAAUGACAUCGUGUUAGGGAUUCUUAAGCUGCGGGAGAAAUAUGAUCGAGUCCUUUACGUGGACGUGGACCUGCAUCACGGAGACGGUGUGGAGGAUGCCUUCAGCUUCACGUCUAAAGUCAUGACGGUCUCCCUGCACAAGUUCUCCCCGGGAUUCUUCCCAGGUACAGGGGAUGUGGCCGAUACCGGAUUGGGUAAGGGCCGCUGGUACGCCAUCAAUGUGCCACUGGAGGACGGCAUCCAGGACGACCGAUACUUCCAAGUUUUCACCAGCGUGAUGUCGGAAGUGCAUGUGCAGUUCAACCCAGAGGCGGUAGUGAUGCAGCUUGGAGCAGACACCAUGGCGGGCGACCCCAUGUGUUCUUUUAACAUGACCCCGGUGGGCGUGGCUAACUGCCUACAAUAUGUUCUGCAGUGGCACCUGCCGACGCUGCUGUUGGGAGGAGGGGGCUACAACCUCGCCAACACGGCUCGCUGCUGGACCUACCUGACUGCAGCAGUUCUGGGAAAGCCCCUUGCCUCAGAUAUUCCGGACCAUGAGUUUUUCACAGAAUACGUGCCAGACUAUUCACUGGAGAUCAGCCCGAGCUGUCGACCCGACCGCAACGACAGCAAACACCUGGACCAGGUCAUCAAGACCAUCAAAGGGAAUCUAAAGAAUGUGGUUUAGGAGACGUCCACGCACAGAGUAAUGAAGACAAUAUGGAGUGGAGGCCUUCAGCCCUGUGGUGCGGCAUGGAGAAGCGUUUUGGAAAACACUAGCGGUUUCCAGGGAAGGAUUUUAAU